AUGCAAGAGAGUAUUCCUGAACACUUUGCAUCCCGCACUCUUAUUACAAUUACGCAUCGUACUUCCGCCAUUCUAGAUGGCGACCGCGUCACAGUGGUGUCAGAUGGGACUGUUUUCGAACUAGACCCUCCAGGCGAGCUUCUAGCUCGCGAUCCUCUCAGUCAGCCUGGGGGUCUACGAGGCGAUAUCGGUUUUAACCAAUCUUCUGGAAUUCUACAGGAGGUUAGUUAG
Molecule: messenger RNA, 231 nt
Organism: Penicillium concentricum
Lineage: Eukaryota; Fungi; Ascomycota; Eurotiomycetes; Eurotiales; Aspergillaceae
Product: ABC transporter integral membrane type 1
Exons: 1
Coding region: 1-231 (76 amino acids)
Source: RefSeq, a predicted model, not a curated record